AUGACUGACGAUGACACCGAGACCUCGACUGUCAGCGAAUUUCAGAUCGCGGAGGAGAACGAUCUGCCUGUUAUCCAGCUGUUCAGCCUGGUCGAAGAGCUCAGCUAUGGAAACUCUGCUCUCAAAACGGAGACAGAGAUGUUUCAGAAAUAUUUAAAUAAACUGGAAUCCAGGGAACAGCGAAUGCUGCGGUUAUCUGACAUUAAAAUAUCAGGAACAGAGUUUUCACAGUUGCGAAGCAGGCGCAAGUCCAAAUCCCGCUCAGGCCCGGACCGUACGUCCAGCCUCAGCGUUGACCAAAAAUGCGAUCUCGUGCGAAAGGAGCUGGAAGACAUGAAGGAGGAAAUAAGGCACCUGAGGGCCAACGCCGAGCGGGACCUGCAGCAUCACGAGGCUAUCAUUGAGGAAGCUGAAAUUCGGAUGGCUGAAGUUCAGAAAGCAAUGCAAGAGUUUGAAAAAGAUAUUUUGAAAACCAUCGCCAAGAAGAAAGGGAGUAUCCUGGCCACUCAGAAAGUGCUGAAGUACAUUGAGGACGCGAACCGCCGGAGGGAUAAUAUGAAGGAUAAAUUACGUUUGAAAAAUGUUUCUCUCAAAGUCACGAGGAAAAAGAUGCUUUUGCAGCUGAGGCAGAAGGAAGAGGUGGGCGAGGCCCUCCAUGACGUGGAUUUCCAGCAGCUGAAGAUAGAGAACGCUCAGUUCUUAGAGACGAUCGAAGGGAGGAACCAGGAACUGAUCCGGCUGAAGCUGGCGUCCGGGACCACCCUGCAGGUCCUCAACUCAUACAAAACCAGGCUACACCGAGCCAUGGAAAUGUCCAGCAAUCUGGAGAAGGAGAUCCUGCUGAGACACGAGCUGCUUGAAAAAAUUGAAAGAGAAAUCCUACAGGUGGAGGAGGACCGGGCCAAAGCCGAGGCUCUGAACAAGCAGCUGCGGAGGCAGAUGGCCGAGUUCCGAGCGCCGCCCGUGAUGACGUACGUCAAGGAGAAGAUCUUCAACGGGGACCUGGAGAAGACCAUCCGCGUCUGGGAGAGGAAAGUGGAGAUCGCGGAGAUGUCCUUAAAAGGCUACCGCAAGGACUGGAAUAAGAUGAAGGCCACCAACGAGAAGUUGCAGCUCAUCAGCCCCCCGGGGAAGUAG
Messenger RNA from Myotis lucifugus (little brown bat), 1137 nucleotides. RefSeq names its product coiled-coil domain containing 113 (gene CFAP263). Gene Ontology annotation, cellular component: axoneme; ciliary basal body. The transcript has 9 exons. NCBI's taxonomy places the organism in Eukaryota, Metazoa, Chordata, Mammalia, Chiroptera, Vespertilionidae. Bases 1 to 1137 code for a protein of 378 amino acids. Gene Ontology annotation, biological process: cilium assembly. The record is from RefSeq and is a predicted model, not a curated record.